CUCGAGAAGACCCAAAUCACCCACUUCUCUUCACGCAAAUCCUCUCUCCGAAAAGCCCUCAAGAGACACAGAAAAGCAGAAGCCAUGGAGUCUGCUCCAAGCAAGGCUUUUCUGCUUGUUCAGCUCUUGCUCCUACUCAGCUGCUUCCAAGAAGCCUCCUGUUUCUUCCCCCAUCCACCGGCUUACCCUCCGACCCAGCACCACGACCACGACUACCACCACCACCACCAUGCUCCCGGCCACCCUCCAGUCCUCCCACCUGUUCACCCGCCGUCUCCCUACCACAGUCAUCCCUUGAUCCCUGCACCCGCUCUUGUUCCCUCCCAUCCUCCGGCCCCAAUUAAACCGCCGUUCCAUUGGCCAUUUAGGACCUUCAUAGCCAUUCAAGGUGUCGUUUAUUGCAAGUCCUGCGAGUACACCCUCAAUGGCGCUAAACCCAUUAUCGGUGCCGUAGUGAAGCUCUGGUGCAAGAACACCAAGUACCCAGCAUGGGCGACUGCGACAACUGACAAGAACGGCUACUUCUUCCUCGAAGCUCCGAAGACAGUCUCAAACUUUGCCACCCACAAGUGCAAGGUCUUCUUGGUCUCAUCUCCAAUCCCCUCAUGCAGUGAGCCAUCCAAUCUCAAUGGUGGAUCAGUGGUGCCCCCUUGAAGUUUGAGAAGCUGGUCUUGGGAAGCCCCUGUUCACCCUCUACUCGGUUGGACCCUUAGCAUUCGAGCCCAAGUGCAGAGCCCCAGGACCCAAGUGAACUCCCCAUCGUGUGUCUCUCUAGCUUCUAUUGUCGUUGAGUGUUACCGUGGUUCCAGUUUCAUGAGAGAAAAGGUUGUUCUUGUGCCUUAAUGUAUUUGUUAGUCGGUUUAUUUGAGUGACAAUAAAUGAUAUAAAAGAGGGGGUGCACACCUCUUACUACAGA
This is a messenger RNA of Eucalyptus grandis, 916 nucleotides long. RefSeq names its product non-classical arabinogalactan protein 31-like. The coding region runs from base 85 to 654 and encodes 189 amino acids. The record is from RefSeq and is a predicted model, not a curated record. NCBI's taxonomy places the organism in Eukaryota, Viridiplantae, Streptophyta, Magnoliopsida, Myrtales, Myrtaceae. The transcript is spliced from 2 exons.